Messenger RNA from Syngnathoides biaculeatus (alligator pipefish), 2162 nucleotides. It is a transcript of the gene gba1, whose product is annotated as glucosylceramidase beta 1. Gene Ontology annotation, biological process: glucosylceramide catabolic process. Gene Ontology annotation, molecular function: glucosylceramidase activity. The record is from RefSeq and is a predicted model, not a curated record. The transcript has 11 exons. Bases 207 to 1805 code for a protein of 532 amino acids. NCBI's taxonomy places the organism in Eukaryota, Metazoa, Chordata, Actinopteri, Syngnathiformes, Syngnathidae.
UUGCGAGUGGCACUUGUAGGUCACUGCAUAUCACGUGAAAGGUCACAUGACCUGCUUUCCCAUAACAAGCCGAAAGCUUCCAUUGAAAACCACCCGAACGGCCAAAGUUUACCAUUGAAAGCCAAGUGAAGGUGCGGUUCGGUUAACUCGUAAACUUGCAUUCUAAUGUCAUUUCCUUAUUCAGGUAAUUCCCGGAGAGGUCGAAAAUGAUCCGCAACAAAAUGUUUCUGGCGUAUCAUUUUGCUGUUCUGCUGGCAGUCUUUGUCCACCUGACGCCGACGAGCUUCUCCACAGAAAAACGAAGCAAGUGUGCUGCUCGAAGUUUGGGCCACGACUCGGUGGUGUGUGAAUGCAACUCCACGUACUGCGACGCCGUCGGCGUCGUGUCUGUCCCCUCGCUGGGUCACUACAUCUCCUACCUGAGCAGCAUAUCUGGAAACCGGCUGGAGGAAGAACAAGGUCCGGUCCGAGCCAAGAGCACCGGACCUGGCCUCAGACUGACUCUCCUCCCAUUCAAGAAGUACCAGAGGAUACGAGGAUUUGGUGGCGCCAUGACAGACGCGGCAGCGCUCAACAUCCUGUCGCUUUCUGCUGGAGCGCAAGAUCAACUGCUGAGACAGUACUUCUCCAAGGAAGGUAUCGGUUACACAGUGGUGCGUGUGCCCAUGGCCAGCUGCGACUUCUCCACACGUCUGUACACAUACGCCGACACACGGGACGACUACAGCCUGCACAAUUUUACCCUGGCGGCUGAAGAUGUACACAUGAAGAUCCCUCUGCUGCAGAGAGCCCAGGCCAUGUCUCCUCAACCCUUGUCUCUGCUGGCUAGUGCCUGGAGCGCCCCCGCCUGGAUGAAGACAAACAAUGCACUCAUAGGAAAAGGCUCAUUGAAGGGGAAACCUGGCGGAAAGGAGCAUAAAAGUUGGGCUCAGUACUACAUAAGAUUCCUUGAGGAAUAUGCCAAAUAUAAUUUGACAUUUUGGGCCGUCACCACAGGGAAUGAACCCACAGCAGGACAAAUGACAAAUUACAGUUUCCAGGCACUGGGCUUCAGUCCUGAGGAGCAGAGGGACUGGGUGGCCUCGGACCUGGGCCCCGCCCUGCAGGCCUCGUCUUUCCCGCGCACUCAUGUCCUCAUGCUAGACGACAACCGCCUGCUGCUGCCUCACUGGGCCAAAGUGGUGCUGAGUGACAUCCACGCAGGCCAGUACAUCCACGGCGUGGCGGUGCACUGGUACCUGGACAAUAUCGUCCCCCCGGGGCUCACCCUCGGAACGACCCACGAGCUGUACCCGGAGUAUUACCUGUUCGGCACGGAGGCCUGCGCCGGCUGGAGCCCGCUGGACCGCGGGGUGAAGCUGGGCAGCUGGCAGAGGGCCGAACAAUACGCGCAUGAUAUCUUAGAGGACUUAAAUCAUUACGUGACGGGCUGGACCGACUGGAACCUGGCGCUGGAUCGGACCGGUGGGCCCAACUGGGUGAAGAACUUUGUGGACAGUCCCGUCAUCGUGGACAGCGGGCGUGAUGUCUUCUACAAGCAGCCGACCUUCUACAGCGUGGCCCACUUCAGUAAAUUCCUGUGUGAGGGCUCUCAGAGAGUCGGCGUGUCUGCCGACGGGGAAACCAGCCUCGAAUUCUCUGCCUUCAUGCGGCCGGACGGCUCAGUGGUGCUCAUCAUACUCAACAGGUCAUCAUCGGCCAUACAGUUUGAAGUGUGGGACCAAGCGGUGGGCUUCAUCCCCUCCACAGCGCCGCCUCAUUCCAUACUCACACUCGUUUGGUACACACCGGGAUUGAAUACGUAAUAAUUUUUUUUUUUCGUUUGUUUGUUCACAUGCCGGUAAGUUAGCCUUAACCCAUCAUUUCAUAAUCUUUUUUUUUGACAACCAUAAUCUUGCAUUAAAAUGCUUUAAUAUGGGAUUAUAAUAGUUACUUUUAGAUUUAAAAAAAAAGUUGACAUUUUGUGAAGAAAGUGCUUAUUAUAUCAAUAUGGUAAUUGUGUGCAAUGUAAAUAUGAAAUUUGUCAUUUUGGAAGAGAUGGUGCUUUAAAUUGUAAAUUUGUAAACAAAAAGUGUAAAGAAUUAUAGGAAUUUUGCAAGAAAAAUAUAAGCUCACUUUGUACAAAAUGAAACGUGUUAUUUAAUUUCAAAUAAAGAGAAAAA